UGGUGUGAUGCGCUGUUUGUCGUUACAGAAACAGUGAACUCAACAAGGGCAACAGUUAGACUCCUCGUCCUCUUUAGGGUUUAUUCUGGCAACUGAGAUGGCAAAAGGGAAGAAAACCGUGCUGAGAGUCGACAUAAAGCCCGAGGACACUGCUGAAAAUAAAGUCACUUCAUGCAAGGAGACAAAGGAAAACAAACCAGCAACUAACAACAAGGCAGCAAACAAGGAUUGCAUAGGUAAAGUGCAGUCAGUUUUCCAGAGUCUACGAAGUCCAAGCAAACCCAGAUCCCCUCUGAGCAACAGUUCAUGCAUGCUGAUCCAGGAAGGAAAUGAAUCUGAUGCAGCUAAUUCUGACAUAUCAAAAGGGAAAAAAGAUUUACCUAACGAAAUGAAAUCUGAGAGUUGUGAGUCCAACGAGCAGAAACCUGAAAUGGCUUGUCACAGUCAUGGGAUCAGAGAGCAAUUCAGUGACCCGGCUGAUCCAAAAGAGUCCACAGCGCACGCAAAUGCCAAGGUUGCAGCAGACAUCAAAGCUUCAGCAUCCAAACCUCGGAGCAGAACUGGUCACAGACUCGGAGCAAAAAAGACGGAGAAUAAAGCUCCCCAAAACAGAAAGGUCACAGACUAUUUUCCAAUCAGACGGAGUAACAGAAAAACCAAGGCAGAGUUAAAGAAUGAAGAACACAGGCACAUUGAUGACCUGAUAAAGAAUGGCACUGAAGAAGGAAUGCAGAUCAAACACCUAGAGGGAAAAGGCAGAGGGGUGUUUGCUAUCAAGGACUUCAGAAAAGGAGACUUUGUUGUGGAGUACCAUGGAGACCUAGUGGAACUAGCUGAGGCUAAAAUGAGAGAGGUCCAGUACGCUCAGGAUCCCCAAACAGGCUGUUACAUGUACUACUUCCAGUAUCAAUCUAAAACAUACUGUGUAGAUGCUACAAAGGAAACAAAUCGUCUUGGAAGACUGAUUAACCACAGUAAAACUGGCAACUGCCAGACUAGGCUUCACGCCAUCGAUGGUACCCCCCAUCUGAUCUUAGUGGCAUCCAAGGACAUCAAAGCAGAGGAGGAGCUGCUGUAUGACUACGGAGAUCGGAGUAAAGCCUCAAUCCUGGCUCACCCGUGGCUCAAAUACUGAAACUUGAACCAAAAGUGAUCGUAUUUCAGAUGAUUUGGUGCUGUGUGCUGUCCUGUUCAUCUUUAUGUAAAAGAUGGUAUAGAUGAACAGUCCUCUAUAUGCUUUUUUUUUUUUUUUUUUUUUAAAUGAAGUGUAAAAUAUUUUUGUUUUAAAUAGAGGCUAAAGCUUUAGCUCAUGAAAAGUGUAUUUUUGCAACAGUAGUUUUUAUCAUGCUUUUAGAUUUUUCUUAUCUAAUUGUGGUACAGAGAUUUAAGCUUGAAGAAUAUUUCUCCUGGAUAAGUCGUGUUUCACUUUGUCCAUGGGGUUUCCUUUUGUAAUGAAUAUAAUUCUGAAUAUUUGUGAAUGUAAAUUAUUGCCUGUGCUAUAAACUGAGGAAUAAAACACAACUGAGUUCUCA
Molecule: messenger RNA, 1532 nt
Organism: Toxotes jaculatrix (banded archerfish)
Lineage: Eukaryota; Metazoa; Chordata; Actinopteri; Toxotidae
Gene: kmt5ab
Product: lysine methyltransferase 5Ab
Exons: 8
Coding region: 98-1135 (345 amino acids)
Molecular function (GO): histone H4K20 methyltransferase activity; protein binding
Source: RefSeq, a predicted model, not a curated record